UUUUUAUUUUGAAGUUUCUCACAGGAAGUGGUCAUCUGAGUUUAUGUGGAUUUGACACCAGUGACACCAAGUUGAAAAUGAAGGAGCGGUGAAGAGGAAGAAGAAAAGGAACUUGCUAGCUUGCUAACUAAUUUAGCAGCCUUCUGGUUUUAGCGUUUUGAUAAUGGCGCCUUUAGACCUUGAUAAGUACGUUGACAUAGCGAGGCACUGCAAAUACCUCCCUGAAAACGAUCUAAAGAGAUUAUGUGACUAUGUAUGUGACUUACUGCUGGAAGAAUCAAAUGUUCAGCCCGUCUCGACUCCAGUCACUGUUUGUGGAGAUAUUCAUGGUCAGUUUUAUGAUCUUUGUGAGCUCUUCAGAACUGGAGGCCAGGUUCCUGACACAAAUUACAUUUUCAUGGGAGACUUUGUAGACAGAGGAUAUUAUAGCUUGGAGACAUUUACACAUCUGCUAGCUUUAAAAGCCAAGUGGCCGGAUCGUAUCACACUCCUACGUGGAAACCACGAAAGCAGACAAAUAACUCAAGUGUACGGCUUUUAUGAUGAGUGCCAAACUAAAUAUGGAAACGCAAAUGCCUGGAGGUACUGCACCAAAGUGUUUGACAUGCUGACUGUGGCAGCUUUGAUAGAUGAGCAGGUCCUGUGUGUCCACGGUGGUCUUUCACCUGACAUCAAGACACUGGACCAGAUCCGCACCAUUGAACGCAACCAAGAGAUCCCCCACAAGGGCGCCUUCUGUGACCUGGUGUGGUCAGACCCGGAGGACGUGGACACCUGGGCCAUCAGCCCUCGAGGCGCUGGCUGGCUGUUUGGCUCUAAGGUUACCAAUGAGUUUGUGCACAUCAACAAUCUGAAGCUCAUCUGCCGUGCACAUCAGCUGGUUCAUGAAGGCUACAAGUUCAUGUUUGACGAGAAGCUGGUGACCGUGUGGUCGGCGCCAAACUACUGUUACCGCUGCGGGAACAUCGCAUCCAUCAUGGUCUUUAAGGACGUCAACAGACGAGAGCCCAAGCUGUUCCGCGCUGUGCCGGACUCGGAGCGCGUCAUACCCCCCCGAACAACCACCCCCUACUUCCUCUAAGGACGGGACCCAACUCUCCCAGCUCACCCCCUCUGGAGAUCUCUCAAACUUAAUAGCUGAUUUUAAGAAGUUCUUGGAGGUAAGGUCGGGUCUACCACAUGUUGAGUAGCACAUGGCUUCUUCCCAGGUUACAGUCUGCACCACUCACGAUGUUCUGUUGUAAAGAAACACCCUCCUCUUCACCCAAUAAGAAAAUGAUACCUUUUAAAUGUCUUCAUAUUUUAAUGAUAAAACAUGUUGAAUGCUUUAAUUUUUCUGUUAUGUAUCCCACUGAAGCAAAUAAAACAUUUAAACUGGUGAUAACUGCCAAUAAUACAUGUUCAAAUAAAGUGAUAUAUAUUUUAUUUGUCGUUCUAGCAGUUUGAUCUCAUGCCUUUUUUAAAGACUGGACUAGGAUGAGCUUUCGUGGAAUAAGGAAAUGAACUGAAGAUUACUCCUAUUUGAACAGCUAAUUACAUAAACAGCUCCAUCGUUCUGCAUUUGCCUUAAAUGUGGUUUUAAUCUCCCUUUCUCAUCAUUUUAAGAUGUUGUUUUAUAGUUAUAUACUGUUCUUUUAUGAUAGUAUGAUGAGUUGUUGCUUCAACGGUUUCUUUUACUAGCAACAUUUAAAAUGAACAGAUAUUUUCUUCAAGACUCAGCUCAGUACUUGUAUUUGUAGCAGAGAACAGUUCUACUCGGUCACGUUUUGUAAUUUCAAUAAAGCAUUAUUCAUUAA
Eleginops maclovinus (Patagonian blennie) is the source of this 1796-nucleotide messenger RNA. RefSeq names its product protein phosphatase 6, catalytic subunit (gene ppp6c). Gene Ontology annotation, molecular function: protein serine/threonine phosphatase activity. The transcript has 7 exons. Gene Ontology annotation, cellular component: cytoplasm. Gene Ontology annotation, biological process: G1/S transition of mitotic cell cycle. The record is from RefSeq and is a predicted model, not a curated record. Bases 164 to 1081 code for a protein of 305 amino acids. NCBI's taxonomy places the organism in Eukaryota, Metazoa, Chordata, Actinopteri, Perciformes, Eleginopidae.